This is a messenger RNA of Centruroides sculpturatus (bark scorpion), 2981 nucleotides long. Its product is annotated as collagen alpha-1(XXII) chain-like. The transcript is spliced from 39 exons. The record is from RefSeq and is a predicted model, not a curated record. The coding region runs from base 144 to 2954 and encodes 936 amino acids. Lineage: Eukaryota; Metazoa; Arthropoda; Arachnida; Scorpiones; Buthidae.
UUAACGAAAUAACUAGCGAUAUCUGUCCGGAAAUCAAACCAGGACAGGAUGAUUUACCAGGUUUCGAUUUUAUUCGAACUUACGGGUUGGAUGAGAAACGAAGAGAAUUCGUUGGUGUUAAGAAAGUUAAGGGGUCUGACACUAUGCAAACUGCCUAUAGACUAUCUAAAAAAGCCGACCUUACCUUACCUACCAGAUCUAUAUUCCCUUUGGGACUACCGGAAGAGUUCUCUUUUCUUUCAACUUUUCGGAAAAGAAACGGUAGAAAGGAACCAUGGUCCCUGAUACGCAUCAAUGAUCUCCUAGGAAAACAACAGUUCGAAAUUUCUAUAAAUCCUAGAAAAGAACACAUAGAUUUAAGCAUUCUAGACUUCGAAGGGAAGCUACAAACUACCCGAUUUUCCGGAGUAUCGAUUAAAGAUAAAGGAUGGCACAAAUUAGAUCUGAGCGUUUAUCAGGAUCGAGUGACUUUGUAUAUAGAUUGUAAACGUCAGUCGACUUUACCAUUAGAUCCACGAGGGCCCAUUGAUGUCAAUGGUAACAUCAUGAUUGCCAAAUAUAUUCCAAGUGACGUUACUGUUGCUAUCGAUUUGCAAUGGUUAGUGAUGAACUGUGAUCCAACGAGACCAGAAAGAGAGACUUGUAAUGAGUUGCAGCCCCUCAAAGCUAGACCGGCUGAAGAACAGAAGUGUCAAAUAUGCCCCGCUGGAGCACCGGGAUUCAAUGGCACUCAAGGUCCUGCAGGUCCCCCUGGUCCUCCAGGACCAGCAGGAGAAACAGGAUUUCCGGGCUAUCCAGGAACACAAGGACAGAAGGGUGAACCUGGAACACGUGGUGUGCCAGGUUUAGCAGGCCCGCCGGGACCAGAAGGAUCUCCUGGAGCUCUUGGACUACCGGGUCCUCCGGGUGAAAAAGGAGAGAACGGUUUACCUGGAACUCCUGGACCACCCGGAAUAAAAGGCGAAAAAGGUGAUAUUGGCCCAAUAGGUACACCAGGAUCGCAGGGUCCUCCAGGAUUAAUAGGGCCACCGGGACCUCCAGGCUCUUCAAAUGGGAUUGAUGGAAGCGGUCCACCAGGACCACCUGGAAGAGAUGGUUUACCUGGAAUUCCAGGACCACCCGGGCCUCAAGGACCUCCCGGACAAGAAGGAAAUCCCGGGAAAAAGGGUGAUACAGGUGAAAGAGGCCCACCCGGUAUACUAGGUAAACGAGGACCGCAGGGUGAAAGAGGAUUUCCUGGUGCAACAGGUAGGCCAGGUCCGCCUGGCCCACCGGGCAUUACAGGAGCAACAGGACCCCCUGGAUUGCCAGGUGAAAGAGGUGCAAUGGGUGAAAGAGGGCCACCGGGAUUACCAGGAGCUUCUGGAUUACCAGGACCUCCAGGCGCUCCCGGUAUAGCGGGGAAUCCCGGUAAUAGAGGACAACCAGGAAUGCCAGGUUUGCCAGGACCUCCGGGAAGGAGUUUUAACGAAGAAGAAAUGAGAGAUAUAUGUGCUUCUGUUUUAAGAGAUCAAUUAGCAGAAUUAUCAUUGAAGCUGAGAGGUCCACCAGGACCUCCAGGAAGAGGAAAACCAGGUCGACCUGGUCCACCAGGUCCUCAAGGCCCACCAGGUGAUCCAGGAACGGCAGGACUACCAGGCGAGAGAGGUUUCAUGGGCAUGCCAGGAAUACCUGGCCCACCAGGAAUGCCAGGACCUAAAGGAGAGAAAGGAGAAAGAGGCGACAGAGGACCGGAAGGUAUUGGUAGUGAAGGGCCAAUGGGUCUAAGAGGUCUUCCAGGACCACCAGGACCACCGGGCAUAGGAUUUACGGGUCGUCCAGGUGAACGAGGACCACCAGGAAGACAAGGACUUGCAGGAACGCGUGGUUUACCGGGACCUCAGGGUCCACCCGGUUAUUGUGAACUGUGUAGUUAUCCGGGAGCAGAUCUAUUAAGUGCCAUUCAGAAUCAGGACAGUAAAGGUCCUGGUCCUCCAGGUCCUCCCGGUCCAAUAGGAGCACCAGGAGCUAGGGGUGAGAAAGGUUCUAAAGGUCAGCAGGGAGCGAGAGGCCUCAAAGGAGAAGCAGGAGAAGUAGGAGAUAAGGGAGAAACCGGAGUAUCAGGAAGGGAUGGACAGAAGGGGGCUCGAGGUAUACCAGGAAAAAGAGGAGAGCCCGGAGCUAAAGGAGAACAGGGAUUCAUAGGAGCUCCUGGUUUAAGAGGAGAACCUGGGAUUAUAGGAUUGCCAGGCCCGACAGGUUUGACGGGAAAACCCGGUAUCCCUGGAUUUAAAGGAGACAAAGGAGAUGCGGGAGAACCAGGUAAACCAGGAAACGUGGCAAGAGCGGGAGAUCCAAUAAUUACAUCCGGCCCUCCAGGCCCUCCAGGCCCUCCGGGCGAUUCCGGAAGGGAUGGUUUUAAGGGCGAAGCUGGAUCACCUGGACCUCCCGGCCCACCAGGACCACCUGGACUUCCCGGACUAUCAGGAUCUACUGGUCCUCAAGGAGAUGAAGGUGCAAUGGGACCCAAAGGUGAAAAAGGAGAUGUCGGACCAAGAGGCCCCGAAGGACAAAUUGGUUCAAUCGGACAAAUAGGGCCCAUGGGACCUCCUGGACCACCAGGAGCAAAAAUACGAACAAGAUAUCCUUCAGCCGCUCCUUCCAACUCUUUGCCUUCUUCGUCUACCAGAGCAGGAACAACUCCAAAAAAGGGAAAAGGAGAAAGUGGUGUAAAUAGUGGAUAUCAAAUAGAUGACAGUAUUUUAGGAUUUCGUGGUCCACAGGGCAUUACAGGAGCAACAGGACCCCCUGGAUUGCCAGGUGAAAGAGGUGCAAUGGGUGAAAGAGGGCCACCGGGAUUACCAGGAGCUUCUGGAUUACCAGGACCUCCAGGCGCUCCCGGUAUAGCGGGGAAUCCCGGUAAUAGAGGACAACCAGGAAUGCCAGGUUUGCCAGGACCUCCGGUACAUAAUUAAUUAAGUUUUAGAUAAAUAAAUAAACUG